GAAGUUCGUCACAGUUUGCUUUUGGAAUUGAGGCUCUCGAGCUGUAUUUUCGCUUUAAUUUCUCGUGUGGUUCAGAACUUGUUUGGGUUUAAAUCCAGCUUAGAACUGCGAAUGCAAAUAUCCGAAUUGAUAAACAUAUAAUUGAGAUUCUUGUUAAUCGUUAUUAUUGUUCCGGAAUUCGUUUAGACAGUGCAACUUGUGUCGAGAUGAGUGUGGAGGCGUACGGGCCGAGCUCUCAAACCCUCACCUUCCUGGACACCGAGGAAGCGGAGCUGCUUGGAGCAGAUACCCAGGGCUCGGAAUACGAAUUUACUGAUUUCACCCUACCCAGUCAGACGCAAACUCAAGGACAAACCCAAAGCCAGUUGGACAAUCAGGUGAACGGUCCUGAUGAUGGUCUUCACAAUGGAGGUGUGGAUGACUCUGUUGCUAAGGCAAGCCAACUUCUUGCUGAGCUGAACUUUGAAGAGGACGAAGAAGAUACCUACUACACCAAAGACCUCCCACUGCAUGCUUGCAGUUACUGUGGUAUUCAUGAUCCUGCAUGUGUGGUGUACUGCAACACGAGCAAGAAAUGGUUCUGCAAUGGACGCGGCAAUACAUCCGGCAGCCACAUCGUGAACCACCUGGUGAGGGCGAAGUGCAAAGAGGUGACGCUGCACAAAGACGGGCCGCUGGGCGAGACGGUGCUGGAGUGCUACAACUGCGGCUGUCGCAACGUCUUCCUCCUGGGCUUCAUCCCAGCCAAGGCGGACUCUGUGGUCGUGCUGCUGUGCAGGCAGCCAUGUGCCAGCCAGAGCAGUCUGAAGGACAUCAACUGGGACAGCUCUCAGUGGCAGCCACUCAUCCAGGACCGCUGCUUCCUGUCCUGGCUGGUAAAGAUCCCCUCUGAGCAGGAGCAGCUGAGGGCUCGCCAGAUCACCGCCCAGCAGAUCAACAAGCUGGAAGAGCUCUGGAAGGACAACCCCACAGCCACCCUGGAGGACCUGGAGAAGCCCGGGGUGGACGAGGAGCCCCAGCACGUGUUGCUGCGCUACGAGGACGCCUACCAGUACCAGAACAUCUUCGGGCCCCUCGUCAAGCUGGAGGCCGACUACGACAAAAAGCUUAAAGAGUCCCAGACCCAAGACAAUAUAACAGUCAGGUGGGACCUGGGACUGAAUAAAAAGCGGAUUGCUUAUUUCACACUGCCCAAGACGGACUCAGGUGAUAUGCGCCUGAUGCAGGGAGAUGAGAUUUGUCUGCGCUACAAAGGAGACCUGGCCCCUCUGUGGAAAGGCAUCGGCCACGUAAUCAAAGUCCCUGACACACCCUUUGUGAAAGACUAUGGAGAUGAGAUUGCUAUUGAGUUGCGCAGCAGCGUCGGAGCCCCGGUGGAGAUACCCCAUAAUUUCCAGGUGGAUUUCGUCUGGAAGUCCACUUCCUUUGACAGGAUGCAGAGCGCCCUGAAGACGUUCGCCGUGGACGAGACGUCCGUCUCGGGCUACAUCUACCACAAGCUGCUGGGCCAUGAGGUGGAGGACGUCAUCAUCAAGUGUCAGCUGCCCAAGCGCUUCACUGCCCAGGGUCUCCCUGACCUCAACCACUCCCAGGUGUAUGCAGUGAAAACUGUGCUGCAGAGGCCCCUGAGCCUCAUCCAGGGGCCCCCUGGCACAGGGAAGACUGUCACCUCUGCCACCAUAGUGUACCACCUUGCCAGGCAGGGCAAUGGGCCGGUGCUGGUGUGUGCUCCCAGCAACAUCGCCGUGGACCAGCUGACUGAGAAGAUCCACCAGACGGGCCUGAAGGUGGUGCGGCUCUGCGCCAAGAGCAGGGAGGCCAUCGACUCGCCCGUCUCUUUCCUGGCCCUCCACAACCAGAUCAGCAACAUGGACAGUAUGCCAGAGCUGCAGAAGCUCCAGCAGCUGAAGGAUGAGACCGGAGAGCUGUCGUCCGCAGACGAGAAGCGCUACCGGGCCCUGAAGCGCACUGCGGAGCGGGAGCUGCUCAUGAAUGCUGACGUGAUCUGCUGCACUUGUGUGGGUGCCGGGGACCCCCGUCUGGCCAAGAUGCAGUUCCGCUCCAUCCUGAUCGACGAGAGCACACAGGCCACGGAGCCCGAGUGCAUGGUCCCCGUGGUGCUGGGGGCCAAACAGCUCAUCCUUGUGGGAGACCACUGCCAACUGGGCCCGGUGGUCAUGUGUAAGAAGGCAGCCAAAGCGGGCCUGUCCCAGUCCCUGUUUGAGCGUCUGGUGGUUUUGGGCAUCAGGCCCAUCCGUCUGCAGGUGCAGUACCGCAUGCACCCGGCGCUCAGCGCCUUCCCCUCCAACAUCUUCUACGAGGGCUCCCUGCAGAAUGGAGUCACUGCUGCGGACCGUAUCAAGAAAGGUUUUGACUUCCAGUGGCCGCAGCCAGACAAGCCCAUGUACUUCUAUGUGACCCAAGGCCAGGAGGAAAUUGCUAGCUCUGGCACUUCCUACCUGAACAGGACUGAGGCAGCCAAUGUGGAGAAGAUCACCACCAGGCUACUGAAGGCGGGAGCCAAGCCUGACCAGAUAGGCAUCAUCACCCCGUACGAGGGGCAGCGGUCCUACCUGGUCCAGUACAUGCAGUUCAGCGGCUCUCUCCACACCAAACUCUACCAGGAGGUUGAGAUUGCCAGCGUUGAUGCCUUCCAAGGCAGAGAGAAAGAUUUCAUCAUCCUGUCUUGCGUCCGAGCCAACGAACACCAGGGAAUCGGCUUCCUCAACGAUCCGCGUCGACUGAACGUGGCUCUCACUCGAGCAAGGUAUGGUGUGAUCAUUGUGGGGAACCCCAAGGCCCUGUCCAAGCAGCCCCUGUGGAACCACCUGCUGAACUACUACAAGGAGCAGAAGGUGCUGGUGGAAGGACCCCUCAACAACCUGAGGGAGAGCCUCAUGCAGUUCAGCAAGCCCCGCAAGCUGGUCAACACCAUCAACCCUAUAUGUGUUGCUCCCCAGGGAGGCCGUUUCAUGAGCACUGCCAUGUACGACGCCCGCGAGGCCCUCAUCCCAGGGUCGGCCUACGACCGCAGCAGCGCAGCGCGGGGUCCAUCCAACAUGUACUUCCAGACCCAUGACCAGAUAGGCAUGAUCGGAGCUGGGCCAGGUCUAAUGGGAGCCAUGAACCUCCCCAUCCCCUUCAACUUGGUGAUGCCCCCCAUGCCUCCACCAGGAUAUUUGGGUCAGACCAAUGGUCCUGCAGCAGGUCGCGGGGCUCUGAAGGGCAAGGUCGGACGCGGCGGGCGCCAGAGGAACCGUGGCAUGGGUAACCAUGGCACCGGGCAGGGCAACGGGCCCAACAGCCAGGCCAGCCAGGACGGGGCCUCCCAGCCCUUCUCCCAGGGGCCCCUCACACAGGGCUACAUAUCCAUGAGCCAGCCCUCGCAGAUGAGCCAGCCCGGCCUCUCCCAGCCUGAGCUGUCCCAGGACAGUUACUUAGGCGAUGAAUUCAAAUCCCAGAUUGACGUGGCUUUGUCCCAAGACUCUACUUACCAGGGCGAGCGUGCAUACCAACAUGGUGGGGUGACUGGACUGUCACAGUACUAGAGUGUUGUUGGAAGAGGGGAGCUAGGCUUCAGCAGAGCUUAGUUCGUCAGCAUUUUAAUCUGGGUAAUGAUAAAAACAAAAAAUGGAUACCUGUUUUCCUCUGCUACAACUGAAGCACCACCGUGUGAAAGCAACAGGAGAGAGAAAUCUACCAAUCACGAGCGAGAGAGAGAGAAGAGGCGUCAGAGAACGUAAACAGACGGGCAGGAAGAGCGAGGACGAGCGGGGAGCAAGCGACCACCGCUGGAACACGGGGGACGUGGAUGAGGGCAGGAAACGGACGAAGGCAGGAAACGGACGAAGGCAGGAGCUCAAGCUGCCGCAGGGGGAAGACGAAGAAGACCUGGCGGGGUCUCGCGCAGGGAAACGAAACGAGGAAGACCUCCCAACGAAAGUGGCCCACCAUCCCCCCCCCCCUCCCCUCCCCCCCCUCCAGACACCAUCACUCCCGUCUCCACUCUCGCACCUCUGAGGGGAAUGGUCUGCUCGGGAAUAACUGGGGAAGGGCUAAGUUCUCAAGCUAUUCGGUGAGUGUCCCACUCUUGAAAGGAGAAGGGGAUAAACCGGGGAGGGGGUGUGGAUCGCCGACAAGUAGGCAACGCAGGUAAUCCUCACCUCAAAGUUGAUUGGUUGUCCAGCCUGUUUGAAGUCCAGACUCAUUUAGCAUUCGAUAGAAGUGAAAGCAGAGUGGUGGCUGUGUUCUCCUGGACCCGGGAUCUCAUCAGGGGGCCUCCGCAGCCUCAGCAGCAGCAGUCGAGGCCUCUCGUCAUCGUUCAGCUUCUGAGUUGACACGGUUUCUGCGCUUAAAGUCUGAUAUUAAAGAACUUUGAAUUUAAAUGCCUUUGAUUGCCUUGGGGAACCAUUGGCUUUUUCAACAGGUCUUUAAAACAAAAAAAGGUGGUUGACUACAAGUCUACGGUGGAGUGGCAUGGGGAUUUCAGACGAAAGUUUCUCAAGAUGUGAGUUGUGGAUUAGAGAGAUCCAUAAUCGUGAGACUGAUAUAUAUUUUUUUCUUUUUCGUUUUUUGAAGUACCUUUCUUAUUGCAAAGCACAAAAGCAAAAAAAAAAAAAAAAAAAAAUCUAACUAUCAACAAUGACCAGCAUUGAAUAUAAGAUAAUAACAAGGCCUGUUGUAAUAUUGGGUGGGACAUUUUUGAUGUUUUUAUUUUUAUGCUUUGUAUGCUUAGCAACUGCUUUGAAGAAGGUCUUUAUUUGGGGGCUGUGAGGGCCUCCAAUGGGGAAAUACUGGCUGUCUGUAUGAAUCAAAACCCAGUAAAGAAAAAUAUGUGAAAGGCAGAUAAUAGAACCUGUAUAAGGCUACACAUGCUUUUGUGACUGGUUAAUUGAAAGAGGUAGGCGCAUACAAAUACCAAACAGGUUGAAAAGGAAGGUGGCUGAAGGAUGUGGUGAGACUAAUAUAGCCAGUACUGCAUGAGCCCCAUAACCUCUAAAAGAGAUUAUUUAGUCAGGAGUCAUCAAUUGUCACUCACGGUUGGGUGUUUUUGUAUGGAGGCUACAUGAAAUGUACUUGUAGAAGUAUCUCACAUCCAUAUGAGCCAUUUCAAAUAACAUUGGACUGGUGCUGAUUCCAUAAGUUUAUUGAAAAAGGAUUUCUUACGUCAUUCUCACGAGAAGAAUGCGUAUCUGAACCGGUGCCUAUAAGAACUCACUUAUCUUCAGGUGUAAAAAGCAGCACACACAUGAAUGUAAGGAAAAACCUAUGCCAGCAUAUGUUAACCUCAUAACCAAUAUUACCACACGAGGAAUACAAAAACAAGCUCCAUAGACCCCAGAGAUGAACAGGCCGUUUUGUUGUGGUCUCUGUAGGGAUGCACUGAGGGAAGCCACCUUCCUUCUCUGAGUUGGUAUGAAUCCUGGCUGGUUGAAGUGCUUUGCUUUGUGUACUUUUUAUUUUGUGUUUUUAAAAACAAUGUCGCCUUCCCUAUAGUUGAUCCCUCCUAGAUGUUUUCCAUCGUAUCGGUAUGGCUUUCUGAACACGCCACACCCUCCCUUUUUGUGAAUUAUGUUUAACGUCAUCCUUGAGCUCAUUCUAUUUUGCCCAGUGGAACUAUUUGCUUCUGUGUGCCAUGUCGUUUUGAGCUGGGUAGAUUGUAGUCCCCUUUUUGUAGUUUUUACUGUUGUAUUUUGUUUUGAGUAGCUUAUUCAGUGAUGAAGGGGACGAGGUAGAAGUUAUGGUUUACUUUUUGUUCCAGAUACUCCUUCAACUGUGGAUGUUUCGGAUUUGAGGGUUCAGUCUUUGUAUCAGUUUUUAGAAUGUUGUGUGCGGAACACCAUGAGAAUGUACUCAUUUUACCACCUGCUUCCUUCCGUUUAAACUUCCACAUAAAAAGGCCGCUAGCUUGAUUUUAAUUUCAGUGAAUCCAAAACACACAUUGUUUGACAAUCAUGCUGUCACAUACUAGCUAUAUAUAGUUGAACAGUGUGUUUAGAAGUAGUACGUUACAAGAUUGUGAUUUCCGUGUUCAUGUUCUUUUGUGCAAUUAAUUCAUUUUCCAUUUCAGGCCUAUAGUACCUAUCACUCAUUUGAAAACAAUCCUACAGAUAAUAUAACUAUUUUCCUCUGGACCAAAAGAGAUCCAUGUUUUCUUUGCCAGAAUGAGCUAUAGUUGCCCAACACAGAAUUAAAUGAAAGGUUUGAAAUGCAGGUGCACACCCUAGAUUAAUUAGACACGUUUCUGAUAAGGGUACAUGAUUUGAUCUUAUUUGCAGUAAAGACUAAUCAAGACGAUUCACAUUGGGAUUCAAUUCUUGUAAAACUGAACGCAUCAAUAAAGUUUGAUUGUCACCAA
This is a messenger RNA of Osmerus eperlanus (European smelt), 6358 nucleotides long. RefSeq names its product UPF1 RNA helicase and ATPase (gene upf1). Lineage: Eukaryota; Metazoa; Chordata; Actinopteri; Osmeriformes; Osmeridae. Gene Ontology annotation, biological process: nuclear-transcribed mRNA catabolic process, nonsense-mediated decay. Gene Ontology annotation, cellular component: cytoplasm. The coding region runs from base 207 to 3548 and encodes 1113 amino acids. The transcript is spliced from 24 exons. Gene Ontology annotation, molecular function: zinc ion binding; hydrolase activity; DNA binding. The record is from RefSeq and is a predicted model, not a curated record.